Molecule: messenger RNA, 2528 nt
Organism: Aedes albopictus (Asian tiger mosquito)
Lineage: Eukaryota; Metazoa; Arthropoda; Insecta; Diptera; Culicidae
Product: protein GPR107
Exons: 9
Coding region: 164-1834 (556 amino acids)
Biological process (GO): transport
Cellular component (GO): membrane; Golgi apparatus
Source: RefSeq, a predicted model, not a curated record
AGUCCGACUACGACAGCAAAAAGAAAAGUGAAAAUCAGUCGUGAAAAAUCGAAUUUCAGGAAAAUUGUCGCGAAUCGCGCUUAGUUUCGGUAGUUUUCAGUGCUUCAAAGGGAAUUUCACCUGCGAUAGAUGUGCAUGUGGUAAGCGAACGACCGGUUGAAGAAUGAAGUCCCUAGCAUCCGUCGCGUUGUGGACGGUGCUGCUGCUAUUGUUUACAGUGUGUUCCGAUGGCCGACGACAUCAUCUGGAAGUGCGGGACGACAUACGGAGAUACAUCCCGCUGAGCACGUUUGGAUUUUAUCCGGGAGGAAUUUUGGAUGUCAAACUUUCCAACUUUCUGGUCAUUCCUCACUCGGAAUACAACAUUUAUGGACUUUCGUUGGAUAAAACCCUUUCGGAUGCGAUGAAUCCGUAUCUGGACACCCAUCAGGACAACUGCAUUCUACAGGAGCCGAUAAGUUCCCUGCGAAGUGGACCGAUUUUGUUCUUCAUCAUGGAUUUGAGGCGAGAGGUCGUUUAUCUGAAUUGCUCGAGCGAAUGGCAAAAUACGCACAUUUAUAAGGAUGCCAGUCAUAUUCCACCAAUGCGAGGAAAGCGGCAGUCGUUUGCCACGGUUAGCGACUCCAAGUCGAUGUACAUGCAACGCCGGAAACGAGCAGUAAAUGACCUGGUUUCUGUGUGUCGCAACUAUAAUCUAACUCUGACUUGCACGAAAAAUGAUCUUCCCUUCAAAGUUUGCAGUUUCACAUUCGCCAUGGAAGUCUCCAAUAAAGCCGACGAAGGACUGUACAAUCUGUACUUCCACAGUUGUCCCAACUACGACAUGGCCACCUACUACUCGCUACAGUUCGAUGUCGACAUCGAGGAAAAGAACGGCCAAAAUUACCUCUCGGCCGGUGAGAUGCCCCUGCCGGCGUUGUACUUCAUGAUGUCGCUGCUGUUCUUCCUGUCCGGUCUGUUCUGGGUGUUCAUUCUGAAGAAGAGCAAACACCCGGUGUUCAAGAUUCACUACCUGAUGGCGGUGCUGGUGUUUUUGAAAUCGCUCUCGUUGCUCUUCCACGGGAUCAACUACCAUUUCAUUCAGACCAAGGGCGAACACGUCGAGGCGUGGGCCAUUCUCUACUAUAUUACUCAUUUACUGAAAGGUGCGGUCCUGUUCAUUACGAUCGUCCUGAUUGGUACCGGAUGGACCUUCAUCAAGCACAUCUUGGCCGACAAGGACAAAAAGUUGUUCAUGAUCGUGAUUCCGCUGCAGGUGUUGGCCAACGUGGCGGAGAUUAUAAUCGCCGAGAGCGAAGAGGGCGACAAAGAGCACAGCACGUGGCGGGACAUUUUCAUACUGGUUGAUCUGCUGUGCUGCGGGGCGAUUCUGUUCCCGGUGGUGUGGUCCAUCCGGCACUUGCAGGAAGCGGCCGGAACGGACGGGAAGGCGGCCAUCAAUCUGCGGAAGCUCAAGCUGUUCCGCCAGUUCUACAUCAUGAUCGUGUGCUACAUCUACUUUACGAGGAUUAUCGUGUAUUUGCUGAAGAUUACCGUUGCGUUCCAGUACGCCUGGCUGGACGAGAUGUUCAAAGAGAUGGCCACGUACGUGUUCUUCGUCCUCACCGGGUACAAGUUCCGUCCGGUGUCGCAGAAUCCGUACUUCUCGAUGCACGCCGACGACGAUGACGAUGAUGACGAAGUUGAAAUUCUCACCCAAACCGGUCUAACCGAGGGCAUCAGCAAAGUAACAAAUCGUUCACAACUACCGGGUGGCACCAUGGUGCACGACGCGAACGACGAGGAACGGGAAAAUUUGAUCAGCAAACGGGAAUCGUCCCACGAGUAUGACUAGGAUGUUUCUUUCUUUUCCCUUUUUGUAAUUAUUUAUUAGUCGUAACUAUUACAAUUACCGAUAAUAUUAAUCAACAUCUACUACUUACCAAACUGCCCGUGGGCGUGAAGCAAAAGAGUAAACUACAUUAUAGCUGCAAAACCGAAUCUGCUCACCGCAAUUUACGCGUUAUGAACUUUGAUUUGAUGCGAUUGAAGUUUGUUUACUCACCCAAGUGAGGUUUAUAGUUUUUCCAACAAGGAGCUUCUUCUGUGAUCUUGCGUUUUUUUUAUACAAUAUUGUGGAGCUCAGUGCGGUGUGUAGAUUAGAUUGACUUUUUUUUAACUAUCCUUAUGUCGUGUUUCCGACGAGAGUACAUACUGAUAACCUGUAGUUUUAGGAUGUGACCAAAAACAGCAAAAAUGAUAAGAACGGUAGUUUUUUGAUAAAUUUCCUAUUCACUCUAAUGAAACCAGUAGAGACUUUAUAGAACUUUGGCAUUUGCAACAUGAUAGUACGCAUCAUUAAUACGUUAAAUGAAUUACGAAUCAGAAAGAAUCCCCUCUUAUAGAUAGAUAGUACAGCAGACUGCAAGCUCUCCGUGUCAAAAAUGGGCAAUUUUUUGGACCACGUGAGUGAAUGAUGGCAGGUUAUAUUGCAUUAUGUGUAUAAAUUGAACAAUGAAAAUCAAAUGUACCGAAGUUUCACUAAAUAA